AUGCCAUCUGCAUUUGAUCUAAUAAUUGAUUCAGGCAGUGGUAGCGGUAGUGGUGUGCAGACCGAUGAUAUAAAAUAUGGUUCAUCACCAACAUCAUCAUCAUCACCAUCAUCAGUUGGUGGUGGUCCAUUUAAUACAUCGACAAGUUCUCGCACAGCGACUAUUACUGAUCCAUCAUUUCCUUAUUUUCCACCACCAUUUAAUCCAACAUUUGCAGCUCAAUUUGAAAUACAUGCAGCAACAAGUGCUAUGGAGCAUUAUCCAACAUUUAAUUAUGGUACAGUAAAUGGUUCAUCAGUAUCAUCGUCAUCAUCAUCUUAUGGAAGUACAUCAACAAGUAUGCAUCAUCAUCAUACAAAUACAAACAAUAAUGCAUUUAAUACAUCAUCAUAUGAUCCAUAUGCAACUGCUUAUGUAGCAACGGCUGCUGUCGCACGUCAUCAUCAGUCGAUUCUUGAUGUUCAUCAUCAACAAGCAGCAGAAUUAUAUUCUCGUCAUGCACAACAUCAUCAGACAUCAUCAACUUCGCUUGUCGAUAAUACAGCUCGUAUUCUUAAUGGUGGAGAUGACUUACAAACUGAUGAAUCAUCUUAUCUUAGAUCUUCAGCAAGUAGAGAUGGUCGACGUUCGAAUCGAUCCCGCGAUUCAAGUUCAUUUUCUUCAAUGUGUUCUGGAAAUGGUAAUGGACCUAUGUCACCGACAGAUUUCUUUUGUCAAGUACCUGGUCGAUUAUCACUUUUAAGUCAAUCAUCAAAAUAUAAAGUAACAAUAAGUGAAAUUCAACGACGUCUUGGUUCACCUGAAAAUCUCAAUGCAUCAUUACUUGGUGGUGUUCUAAGACGAGCUAAAUCAAAGAAUGGUGGUCGAGAUCUACGUAAUAGAUUAGAAAAAAUAGGUGUUACUCUACCAGCUGGUCGUCGUAAAACAUCGACAACAACAUUAUUUACUUCUCUUGUUGAAGGAGAAGCAAAUCAAUUAGCAAUAGAUUUUCGUACGAUAUGUGAAGCUGAGUUUCCAGUUAGAAUUACUGCAAAUUAUAUAUCAAGACAUUAUUCAGAACCAAAUGAAAUUAGUACACGGCGAAAUAUGAUUUUAGCUGCAAAACAAUUAGUUCAAGAAUUCAGUGAUUUACUCAAACAAGAUCGAUCACCUGUAAAUGUUGCAUCAUCAAAUAAUGCUAUGUCUUUGAAUUCUCGACAUACAUCUAAUUCAUCGUUGAUUUCUCAUCAUCAUAUACCUUCAAUUCCAUCUAUUCUUGAUCCAUCUGUACAACGAUCAUUAUUAAUAUUUUCUCUUAUAACACAUGGUUUUGGUACACCAGCUAUAGCCGCUGCUGUCGAUGUAUUUCAAUCAUAUUUAAAUGAAAUGCUUAAAAAUUAUGAAGAAAAUUAUCCAAUGUUUAUGGCAACAACAUCAUCAAAAAAUGGAUGCAGUGGUAGUGACAUCGAUUAA
This is a messenger RNA of Rotaria sp. Silwood2, 1452 nucleotides long. Lineage: Eukaryota; Metazoa; Rotifera; Eurotatoria; Philodinida; Philodinidae. The record is from the annotation of a GenBank genome assembly.